AUGUGGCAAAGUGGUGAAGUGGGAGAAAAUUCUAGUGACAAGCUUACCGUAAUCAAUGGAAAGGUCGAUUUGUUGCCGGAAGAACAACAGAAAAUUGAGAAAAGUAUUGGAGAAUUCUGUGUAAAUAACGCAUUUUACACUAGCAAAGUCACGGACUGUAAUGAAAGAUCAAAAACAAUUGAAUCAAAAGUUGAUAAAAUAAAUUUUAUUGCCAAAAAAUACCAGGAUGAAGAAUGGAAAACAGUUACAAACAAGAAAAAAAAUCGGCCACUUUUUUCUGUGGUGUUAAAAACAAAUCCACAGAACAAUGUUGGCACUUUAAAAGAAGAAAUGUUAAAAAAUUAUGUCCCAAAUGAAGUUAAUGUUGCAAAAAUUAUAAAUGCUGGUGACGACAAGUUGAUAGCAGUUUGUGAGAACGAAAAUGAGCAGCAAAAAUUCGCUGAGGUCGCAAAAAAGAAAUAUGGAAAUAUUUGUGAAAUAACUGUGCCAGAUAAAAAAAAUCGUAGAUUUAAAGUGCUGAAUGUUGAAAUUUGGUCAAAUUUUGAUGACUUGUUGAAUGAAUCAAUUGAAGAAGUUGUCAAACAAGAAAAUAUAUAUCUUGACCAAGCAAAAACUUGUAAGGUCAUAAAAUUUAUGAAAGCUCGCAUUAGUGGCAAACAAGUUGACACAAAAAUUCACUUUAUUGUGGAAGUUGAUGAAAAAUCAUAUGAUCUUGCAAUGAGUAAGGGAAGGAUUAAAUACCGGUAUCAAGAACCAAGAAUUGUUGAUGGAUUCAUCGUUGGAAAGUGCUUCAACUGUUUCUCCUUCAACCAUGUGAAGAAGGACUGCAAGAGUCUUGUGAAAACAUGUUUCAACUGCGGAGAGGACCAUCAUGUGAAAGAUUGUAAGGAAAAUAAACCAUCGUGUAUAAAUUGUAAAAGGGCAAAUGAAGAAAUUAAAUCGGGAAAAAAGUUUGACAUUAAUCAUAUUUCACAGUUCAGUAGCGAUACACAAGCGGAUAUCUAUCACGUAUUUUUAAUUUGCGAGCAUGUCAUGCUACAUUGA
Chironomus riparius is the source of this 1044-nucleotide messenger RNA. NCBI's taxonomy places the organism in Eukaryota, Metazoa, Arthropoda, Insecta, Diptera, Chironomidae. The record is from the annotation of a GenBank genome assembly.